Messenger RNA from Tricharina praecox, 1721 nucleotides. RefSeq lists its product as uncharacterized. Gene Ontology annotation, biological process: mRNA alternative polyadenylation. The record is from RefSeq and is a predicted model, not a curated record. The transcript has 3 exons. Gene Ontology annotation, cellular component: mRNA cleavage and polyadenylation specificity factor complex. The coding region runs from base 155 to 1426 and encodes 423 amino acids. Lineage: Eukaryota; Fungi; Ascomycota; Pezizomycetes; Pezizales; Pyronemataceae. Gene Ontology annotation, molecular function: mRNA binding.
GAAAAACAAAACUGAAACCAGACUUCACUGAAAGCAUAAGUACGAACACGCAAGCGUUUCCGUGGCACACACAGGCUUUUCCGUGAUACGCACGCAGACACACACGCACGCAGACACACACACGCACGCACAUACUACUACUCACCUCCACAAGAUGGCUGACGAAUUUGAUAUCGACAUCUACGGGGAUCUCAAUCCGGAUGAGCCCACGAACACCCCGGCCUUCAAGAAGGAAGACGGCGCCGAUGAUGACGAAUACCUUGCCGAUAACGACCGCAAAGAUGAGGGAAAGGUCGAGGAUCAGGAGGAUACCAACAUGGAAUCGGCGGCCCCCGAUGGAGAUAAUUCGGGGAACCAGCAGAAUGCGAAGGGAGAAACUCCCAGCGGCGGCGGGCUUGUCAAGCAGAAGAGGAAGCUCGAUGAUAGACCCUACGAUCCGAAUGCCACCAGCGCGCUCUACAUCGCCGAUCUUCACUGGUGGACUACCGACGACGAUAUCCGUGGUUGGGUCAACGAGUGUGGCUGCGAAGACGAGCUCAAGGACAUCACCUUCAGCGAACACAAGGUGAACGGCAAGUCUAAGGGGGUUGCUUUCGUUGAAUUCACCUCCCCACAAGCUGCCGCAGCCGUCAAGGCGAAGGUCGAAGCCGGCUCAAACCAGCCAAUGUACAUGGGUAAGCGACACAGCGUUAGCUACACCAACCCGAACUCGAAUCCGUUCCGCACUCUGCCUAAAGAGGCGCCCCAGCGCGAUCGUCCUCGUGAUUUCCAGGCCGGCCGAGGCGCCGGUGGUCCCGACCGCGGCGGUCACAUCGGUAGUGGCGGUCCCCCUCCCAACGUUGGCGGUGGUCCGGUUGUUGGACCAGGCGCAGGAAUGAACAUGGGCGGUGGUUUCCGAGGCGGUCGUGGCGGUUUCGCUGGACGAGGCGGUGGCAACAUGGGCGGCGCUCCGUUCAUGGGAGGUCGUGGUGGAUUUGGUGGACCGGUUGGUGGACCCCAGGGAUCCCCGCAGCCGGCGUUUCAGUCCCCAAUGGGUGCUGGAUUCGGCGGACCCAACAUGCCUAUGCAGCAAUUCGGCGGCGGAAACUUCCAGGGCGGUUUCCAGGGUCGUGGUGGUAUGAUGCCUAUGCGUGGUAAUCCGGCCAUGAGGGGCAGAGGGGGCAUGGGCCCUGGAGGCAUGAUGGGUGGCGGUGGAAUGGGCAUGGGAGGAAUGGGCAUGGCCGGUGGAAACAUGGAGGGCGGUGGUUUCAACCCCAUGGGCGGCAUGGCUGGUUUCGGAAUGGGUGGAAUGGGUCCUGGUAACUUCCCGGCUCCUCAUUUCAACCCGGCAUUCUUCCCCGGAGGGCCUCAAGGAGGUGGUGGUGGUGUUCAGGGCCAAUGGAACGACAACCCGCAUCCUGCGAAGCGCCCGCGUCCGAAUGAAUAGAACUCUGUCGGCACAAACGGCUCGCUCAAUGGUAGGAGGUUGAUGCAGUAAGCCCGUCUUCGUGACUCCUUUUUUUUCUCGUUCCGCACAGCACAGAUUCCUUCCCCAUGAGCACCACAAAACCUCCCGACUAACCGACCUUGUGAUAUCUUUUCCUUUCUCUCGGUCUGGCAUUUUGGUGGUUUCCAAUUUUUCUACGGCUUUUCUGUUUUCUUCAAGGCAGGAGGGGGAUGGUGAUGGCGAUGGGGGAAAAAAAGUGAGGGGAAAAAACAAUGUGCCUUUUCUGUUUUCUGUU